CCGAUGGGCACUCCUUGGUCUGCUGAAUCCGAGGACCCAUGGACAUCUCUCGGUGCACCUGUGGAAUAAUGCGCCCCGAACGUCUCCGGCCUGUCCGCAAGCGGCAAUCCACGGCACGUGGGUGGCAGCAGCCAAGCCUCCGAUCGACGCCUGUUCCUGGCCAGAGCCCAUCUUUUAAUGCUCCGUCAGCACAACGUUGCUCAACACCACACUCCUCAACACCACAAUCCCAUCCUAGCCUGUUUCCCAUCAGAAUCCGCCUUCUGCUGGAAUUUCCUUCUCCUUCCAAGCCGCCGCACUUUUGCGUUCCCACUCUUCGUCGCUCCCUAAGCUUGCGCAUCCGCAUUCGGCGCAAUGUACGUCAGUCGAGCUGCCUCCCGGGCAGCGCCCGCUGUGCUUCGAGCCGGCGUCAGAACCGCUGGACGGCCGCAUCGACAGCUUCCCAAGAGCCUUCCCGCCAUUGCCUUGCUUCUUCCGCGCCGCACCAUGUCGACCGAGACUUCAACGUCAUCCAAUUCCGGCGGCAAUUUCCCGCCUCCCGGAUUCAAUCCCGAGCAAGCGAAGAAGCCUCUCCCAAAAGAGGAGCAGCAGAAGCCGCAGGAGAAGUCCACAAGCGCGGGGACGGAUAUCAAAAUUCCUAGAGAUCAACCAACAGGAAGCCCGAAGACCAAGGCGCAGGAGGCUCGGACUCUCUCAGAGUUAGCGUCGGAGAAAGCGGCAGCGGAGAAUAAGGAGGAAAAGAAGGCGUUGGCGAAGAAAGAAGAGGAAAAGAAGAAGCUCACAGUCUGGCAGAAGGUGAAGAAGGAGGCGGCCCAUUACUGGGACGGCACGAAGCUGCUCGCAGCAGAGGUCAGGAUCAGUACAAAGCUAGCUUUGAAGAUGGCGGCCGGAUAUGAGCUUACAAGGCGAGAGAACCGUCAGUUGCAAAGGACUGUCCAGGAUCUCGGACGCUUAGUUCCCUUCUCCGUCUUCAUCAUCGUCCCCUUGGGAGAAUUGUUCCUCCCAAUAGCUUUGAAGCUCUUCCCCAAUCUCCUCCCUAGCACCUACGAAGGUCAGUCGGCCAAAGACGCAAAGGCGAAGACCCUUCGAUCCACCCGGAAGGAAGUUAGCAACUUCCUUCGCCAGACUCUGAAGGAGACGGGAUUGCCAAUUUCAGCCGAGAGCGCGCAGAGAGAGGAGUUCGCCGAGUUCUUCCGCAAGGUCCGAACUACUGGCGAAUCCCCCUCGCAGGACGAGAUCAUCAAGGUUUGCAAGAUCUUCAAAGACGACUUGACGCUCGACAACCUUUCAAGACCACAGCUCGUUGCCAUCUGCCGGUACAUGAACAUGGCAUCCUUUGGCACAGACAACUUCCUGCGCUACCAGAUUCGGGUCCGUAUGCGCCAGAUCAAGCGCGACGAUAGGGCCAUUUCUUUUGAAGGCGUCAACUCUCUCUCCGUGCCCGAACUUCAGAGCGCUUGCGCAAGCCGUGGCCUCCGCACCUAUGGCGUCUCCCCUGCACGGUUAAGGGAGGAUCUCCAGACAUGGCUUGACCUGCGCCUGAAGUAUGGCGUACCGUCCACGCUCCUCGUCCUGUCCAACGCUUUCGUCUAUGCUCAAGGCAAGGAAUCCGAAAUGACGUCCCAGAUUGACGCCCUUCAAGCCGUUCUAUCUAGCAUUCCGGAGGAGCUGUUCCACGAGAUCGAGCUCGAGGUCCACACCGCCGAAGGCGCAGCAACCAACAAGCAGCGUCUUGAAGUCCUUAAGGAGCAGCAAGAGCUCAUUGAAGAAGAAAAUUCGCAGACUAAAGACCAUGAGAACAAGGCUACCGCCUCACCCAAGGACACGGAGAACAUUGACGAAGAUGACAAGCCGAAGCGGAAAGAGGAAUCUGAGGAAGAGAGUAUGGAAGCAGAGGCUAGCACAGGUGAUACUACUGGGAGUACAGGCAGCGCGGAGCGCACGGAGCAGGAUCAGCGCGCUUCAGAGGGCGAGAAGGAGCCCUCGAGAGAGGAGCUCAAGGCAGAUGCGGGAGGCUCCAAGAAGGAGUAACAGGCAUACUCUUGCAAAUAUUCUCUGCUUUGUGUAAAUAGAUCUGGACUCCAUUCACAGCGUGUGCCGAGUUGAUUAUUGAACAACCUCGGACUCAGAACAUCAUAUAGAAAAUACCCACAUCACCGUCGGCAAAGGUGAAAAUAUAGACCAUGUACAAAUAGCAUCUCAGCUGCUGAUUCAU
Molecule: messenger RNA, 2215 nt
Organism: Trematosphaeria pertusa
Lineage: Eukaryota; Fungi; Ascomycota; Dothideomycetes; Pleosporales; Trematosphaeriaceae
Product: LETM1-domain-containing protein
Exons: 3
Coding region: 355-2031 (558 amino acids)
Biological process (GO): intracellular monoatomic cation homeostasis
Cellular component (GO): mitochondrial inner membrane
Molecular function (GO): ribosome binding
Source: RefSeq, a predicted model, not a curated record